AUGGUAGCCACCAACUCGACCGUGCACGAAGUGACUGUGACAGCACCCGUCAACAUCGCCGUCAUCAAAUACUGGGGCAAGCGAGACACUGCUCUCAUCCUCCCAACAAACUCGUCAUUGUCCGUCACCCUCAACCAGGACCAUCUGCACUCAAAGACCACCGUACGAGCUGAUCCCUCCUUCACAUCCGAUACCCUCUGGCUCAAUGGAAAGGGUGAAGACGUUUCGGCUUCCAAACGUCUAAAAAAUGUCGUGUUGGAAACCAAGCGACUACGCAAAGAGAUGGAGGAUCUAGCUGCCAAACAGGGAAAGCCACUACCACCAUUGUCUUCGUAUGGACUCCACAUAGCAUCAAACAACAACUUCCCAACUGCUGCUGGUCUGGCUUCAUCGGCUUCAGGAUUCGCUGCCUUGACGUUUGCCCUGUCGCAACUGUAUGAGCUGCUAAUGAAUGCUAGUGAGGUGUCACGUCUUGCCAGAGUAGGCUCUGGAUCUGCAUGUCGCUCGCUCUUUGGUGGGUUUGUCGCUUGGGAAAUGGGUAUAGAUGCGACUGGUGUCGACUCGCUGGCCGUCCAGGUCGCUCCUGAAACCCACUGGCCCGAUAUGGAAGCACUGAUAUUUGUAGUAUCGGAUGCCAAGAAGGCUACAUCGUCUACCGAAGGAAUGCAAACGACCGUCGAAACCAGUGACUUGCUACAACACCGCAUCGAUAAAUGUGUGCCAGAACGUAUGCAGGCCAUGAUCACAGCAAUCAAAGCCAAGGACUUUGAUAGCUUCGCUGAAAUCACCAUGAAGGACUCCAACCAAUUCCACUCUGUAUGUCUCGACACGUACCCACCCAUCUUCUACCUCAAUGAUACCUCCCGUGGUAUAAUCCAUCUCCUCACACAAUAUAAUAGCAUGUCUAUCGCUGCUGGAAAGGGAUACAAAUGUGCUUAUACAUUCGACGCUGGUCCAAACGCUGUCGUAUACUUGCCCAAGGGAAACGUCGCUGAGGUACUUGCAUUGGUCGAACACUACUUUGCUCCACCUGCUAAUGUGGAUGUGAAUGACUACUAUGGUCGUGCAUUGGAUAUAAAGAGACCGGAUAGUAUCGAGCAUGUCACAAAGGGUAUUAGGAUGGCGAGUUAUGAAGCUGGGUCUUUGAAGAGGGUUAUUUAUACCUCUGUUGGUGAUGGUCCUCGUGUACUUGCUGCUGGAUAUGAUGCUGCUAUAUCUCUCUUGAAAGCUGAUGGUCAUCCUCUUCAUACCGUAUAA
This is a messenger RNA of Synchytrium microbalum, 1257 nucleotides long. It is a transcript of the gene MVD1, whose product is annotated as diphosphomevalonate decarboxylase. The record is from RefSeq and is a predicted model, not a curated record. The transcript has a single exon. Gene Ontology annotation, biological process: isopentenyl diphosphate biosynthetic process, mevalonate pathway; isoprenoid biosynthetic process. NCBI's taxonomy places the organism in Eukaryota, Fungi, Chytridiomycota, Chytridiomycetes, Synchytriales, Synchytriaceae. Gene Ontology annotation, molecular function: diphosphomevalonate decarboxylase activity; ATP binding. The coding region runs from base 1 to 1257 and encodes 418 amino acids. Gene Ontology annotation, cellular component: cytosol.